AUGAUGAAACGACUCCUAAUCCCCACUAGACUGAGACUGGACUGCUUGAGGCGUAGCUCGAUUGAAGUGAUGGCGACUGCAUCUCUUCCACACGUUCCCGUGCUCUGCGAUACUGCUAUUGAUUACCUGCAACCCGUUCCCGGAGGCACCUAUUUCGACAUGACCUUCGGAGCUGGUGGCCACACGCGUCGUCUUCUGGAGAAGUGUCCCGAGGCGAAGGUCUUUGCCUUAGAUCGAGAUCCCAUAGCACACCAGCUGGCCCGCGAAAUGAGCGAAUCGGAGGAGUACAAAGGGCGUCUGAUUCCCCUCCUGGGCAAAUUCUCCGACAUACCAAAACUAUUCAAGGAACACGGCCUGGCCAAGCAUUCGGUGGAUGGGAUCCUCUUCGAUUUUGGCUGCAGUUCCAUGCAGUUCGAUGAGGCGGUAAGGGGCUUCUCUAUUUCCAAGGACGGACCCCUGGACAUGCGCAUGGAUGGGGGCCACAGCGGAGGAGUAACCGCCGCCGAAGUGCUUACCCACAUCGAAGAGGGGGAUCUGGUGAAGAUCCUACGAUUCUAUGGCGAAGAGAAAGCUGCCAAGAAGAUUGCCAGAGGUCUGAUAGACGCACGAAAGGCUCUCUUGAGAAUUGAGACCACCAGGCAGUUGGCGGACAUAGUAGAAAACAUCAUGGAUGGCGGAGCCAGAAGGGAUAAGCUACGAAGACCCGCCCACUCGGCCACGAAGACCUUUCAAGCCAUCCGCAUCUUUGUGAACAACGAGCUGAACGAGAUCAACUACGGCAUGGUUUUGGCCAACGAAAUCCUUCGUGUGGAUGGCCGCUUGGUCACCAUCACCUUUCACUCGCUGGAGGACACCAUCGUGAAGCGCCACAUCAACGGAAACGUUUUGGCCGGAGCCGCCAAUGCCUUGCCCCUCAAGUAUUCCAGUCACUAUGCCAUCGACGAACCGGAGAUGUUGGAAUCGCUCACAAAGAAAAACUGGAGGCAACUCCAUCGCCAUGUCAUCGUGCCGGAUGCCGAGGAAGUGGCCAGAAACACACGCAGUCGAUCCGCCAAGCUGAGAGCAGCCGUCAAAACAAACUAAACGCAUGUCAAUAAAAUCCCCUCGGUCUAGUCCAGAA
Messenger RNA from Drosophila elegans, 1120 nucleotides. RefSeq names its product probable methyltransferase-like protein 15 homolog. The transcript has a single exon. The coding region runs from base 1 to 1083 and encodes 360 amino acids. The record is from RefSeq and is a predicted model, not a curated record. Lineage: Eukaryota; Metazoa; Arthropoda; Insecta; Diptera; Drosophilidae. Gene Ontology annotation, biological process: rRNA base methylation. Gene Ontology annotation, molecular function: rRNA (cytosine-N4-)-methyltransferase activity.